AUGGAGACCUCCACCGCGCAAUCCCUCAUCAUCUCCCUGGCCGUCGUCGUCGCCGUCUUCCUCGCGGGCUUCUUCGCCUACCAACAGGGCAUGUUGGACCCCGUCAUCGAGCAGAUCGGCAUCAUGUUGUUCAAGGCAAAGGCCGAGGCCGAGAAGAAGAAAAUGCAGGCGCAGGGGAUGAAGGCCGGCCAGGACUUUGUCGAUGGCCAGCUCAAGGGCAACAAGCAGGCGGCGGACGUUGCCGACGGCAUCGGCUCCGUUGGCGGGCUGAAGAAGCAGCUGUAA
Molecule: messenger RNA, 285 nt
Organism: Colletotrichum graminicola M1.001
Lineage: Eukaryota; Fungi; Ascomycota; Sordariomycetes; Glomerellales; Glomerellaceae
Exons: 3
Coding region: 1-285 (94 amino acids)
Source: RefSeq, a predicted model, not a curated record